Molecule: messenger RNA, 15606 nt
Organism: Clupea harengus (Atlantic herring)
Lineage: Eukaryota; Metazoa; Chordata; Actinopteri; Clupeiformes; Clupeidae
Gene: lrp1bb
Product: low density lipoprotein receptor-related protein 1Bb
Exons: 91
Coding region: 251-14089 (4612 amino acids)
Biological process (GO): receptor-mediated endocytosis
Cellular component (GO): plasma membrane; apical plasma membrane; signaling receptor complex
Molecular function (GO): protein binding; calcium ion binding; hormone binding
Source: RefSeq, a predicted model, not a curated record
CUCUGUCCUCCCUGCAUCUCUCUCCACCCCGCCCCUCCUUUAUCCAACCCCUCUCUCGCUCUCCUCUCACAGUCGCCCGCACGUCCAUGUGAGCACCUAGACAUCACUCUGAAUGCGAGGAGAGAAGAAGGGCUGGUCCGCUUCGCACACAAUUCUCCCUUGACAUCCUCCGAGAACGGCACUCGACUGGAGGCCGAAGCGGGACCUCAGUCAGAGAAGUGCAGUGAUCCCUCGCCCUCACUCGGCAACGAUGUCCGAAUUGAUCCUUGUCUUUCUCGUCAUUCUGGGAUUCGGGGAUAUAUAUUCACACGCUGAAGCGUCCGGGGUCGGAGCACCAGAGACAGGUGCGGCAGAGGUGACGGUGCGAUGUCCGCUCAACCACAUACAGUGCAUCGGCACGAGGAAGUGCAUCCAUUUCAACAAGCUCUGCAACGGAGCGAAAGACUGCCCGGAUGGCUUCGAUGAAGGAGUGCACUGUCGAGAGCUGCUGUCAGCGUGUCAUGAGCUGCAUUGCCGGUACGGCUGCAUCAUGAUGAGGAACGGCACCUUCUGCUUCUGCGCCGACGGCUUUGAGGUGGGAGACGACGGCAAGAGUUGCAGAGACCAUGAUGAAUGUGCCGUGUACGGGUCGUGCAGCCAGUCCUGCGCCAACACGUAUGGCUCUUACAGAUGCAGCUGCGCGGACGGCUACACCCUGCAGCCUGAUGGCAGGUCCUGUGCAGCCAAACACGAGCCUGGUGGGGCCUCUCCCGUGCUCCUCAUCGGUUCUACGGACGGCGUGUCGGUGUCCCAGCUGGACGGGUCGGGGCCGCAGACGCUGCGGCAUCUAGACGGGAACGGGACGUGCGGGCUGGACUUCAGCGCCGAGGAGGAGACGGUGUGCUGGGUCACGUCCGGGGAGACGGGCGCGCGGCUCCGCUGCGGCCGCUUGAAGAAGCUGAGUGGGAUCUGGGGGGAGAGGGAGGUCAAGCCCACACAGAGCCUGCAGAAUGUGGAACAUAUGGCCAUUGAUUGGUUCACCGGAAACUUCUAUUUUGUGGACCGUGUGGGCGACAGGAUAUUCGUUUGCAGCUCGACUGGAGACACGUGUGUCACGAUCAUUGACGUGGACCUGGUCAACCCUAAAAGCAUCGCUCUGGACCCCUCAGUAGGGAUGCUCUUCUUCACAGACUAUGGCAACGUGGCGAAGGUGGAGAGAUGCAACAUGGAUGGCACCAACCGGACCCGGAUUGUGGAUUAUAAAAUAGAACAACCAACGGCAGUCACACUGGACCUGGUUAAAAAGCUUGUGUACUGGGCCGACGCCUACUUGGAUUAUAUCGAGGUGGUGGAUUACAAUGGCAAAAACAGACUGACCAUCAUCCAUGGGACCCAGGUCUCCUACGUGUAUGGAUUAACCGUCUUUGAGGACUACCUCUACGCCACCCACGCGGAGUCUGCCACGGAGUCGGCCGCGGGCAUUUUACGGAUACAUCGGUUCAACGUCACAGACCCGGAGGUUCUGUCCAGCACGGGGAAUUCCAGGCUUAUGCAUGUUUAUCAUAAGCUCAGGCAGCCAAAAGUUAGGAGCCACGCCUGUGAGGUGGACCUGUACGGGAAGCCAGGCGGCUGCUCCCACAUCUGCCUGCUGAGCGGGAGCUACAAGUCCAGGACCUGCCGCUGCAGAGUGGGCUUUAGCCUGGGAGGAGACAGCCAGUCCUGCAAACGACCCAAGAACGACCUGUUCCUGUUCUACGGCAAAGGAAGACCAGGGAUUGUCCGUGGACUGGGCUUGAGUGUGAAGUCCAGCAGCGAACACAUGGUUCCCAUAGAGGACCUGGUGAACCCACGAGCGCUGGACUACCACGCUGAAACAGGACACAUCUACUUCGCCGACACCACCAGCUUCCUGAUUGGACGGCAGAAGAUUGAUGGCAGUGGCCGAGAAACAAUCCUCAAUGAAGACCUGGAUAAUGUGGAGGGAAUAUCAGUGGACUGGAUUGGGAAUAACCUGUACUGGACCAAUGACGGCUAUAGGAAAACCAUCAGUGUGGCCCGCCUGGAGCGAGCCACAGAAACCAGGAAAACCCUUUUGGAAGGUGGCAUGUCCCACCCCAGGGCUAUAGUGGUGGACCCCCUGAACAGCUGGAUGUACUGGACAGAUUGGGAGGAGGACGAGGUGAACGACAGCAUUGGGAGGAUAGAAAAAGCCUGGAUGGACGGCUCAAACAGGAGAAUAUUUGUGACAUCCAACAUGCUCUGGCCCAACGGCCUCACCCUGGACCACGGGACCAGCUCCAUGUACUGGUGUGAUGCCUACUAUGACCAUAUAGAAAGGAUCUACCUCAAUGGCACUGGCAGAAUGGUGGUUUACAACGGCAAGGAGCUGAAUCAUCCUUUCGGGAUCUCGCAUUACCGGAGUUCUAUCUUCUGGACAGAGUACAUGAACGGCUCCAUCUUCCAGCUAGACCUGAACUCUGGAGACGUGAACCUCCUGAGGAGCGAGCGCCCUCCCCUCUUCGGCCUCCGUGUGUUUGACGCCCAGUCUCAACAAGGUGACAAUGCCUGCAGAGUGAACUAUGGGGGGUGUAGUACCCUCUGCUUGGCCGUCCCAGGGGGGAGGGUGUGUGCAUGUGCUGACAACCAGCAGCUGGAUAAAAACAAUGUCACCUGUUCAGCAUCGUCCGGGGAGGAGGCUCCACAGAGGUGUCGCAACGACGAGUUCCAGUGUCAGAACCAGCGCUGCAUCCGGACCUCGUGGAAAUGUGACGGCGAUGACGACUGUUUGGACGGAAGCGAUGAGGAUCACAACGUCUGCUACAACCACAGCUGUCCUGUGGACCAGUUCAAGUGCCCGACUAAUCGCUGCAUUCCCAAGAGGUGGCUAUGUGACGGAGCAGAUGACUGCGGGGACAAUGAGGACGAGUCCAACUCCACCUGCUCAGUCUCUCGCCCAUGCCAGCCGGGUCAGUUCUCCUGUGCCAACGGCCGUUGCAUCCCGGAAGUGUGGCGCUGCGACCGGGAGGACGACUGCGGGGACAAGUCGGAUGAGACGGCGUCGUGCGUGUUCCCUACCUGCGAUCCACUCACCCAGUUCAGCUGCGCCAAUGGAAGGUGCAUCAGUGUGAAAUGGCAUUGCGAUUCAGACGAUGACUGCGGGGACGGUACCGAUGAGGCGGGCUGCGCUCAGUCCUGCUCCAACACGCAGUUCCGCUGCACCAGCGGCCGCUGCAUCCCCAACAACUGGGCCUGCGACGGAGACAACGACUGCGGCGACUUCAGCGACGAGAACGCAACAUGCUCCGGCGCUGUCCCUGCCUUGCCCCCCAUGGUGGUGGAGUGCAGUGCCGAGGAGUUCCAUUGCCGUGCCGACGAGACGUGCAUUCCGGAACGCUGGCGCUGCGACAGCGACAAGGACUGCGAGGACGGCAGUGACGAGGCCAACUGCCAGGGCACGCGGAGGAUGUGCGACCCCAUUGCCAAGUUCACCUGCAAGAACACAGGGAAGUGUAUCAGCAAGAGCUGGGUGUGUGACGGCGACAGCGACUGCGAGGACCGCUCGGACGAGGAGGCGUGCAGCGAUGCCAUCUGCAAACCCCCAGGGCACCCCUGUGCCAACGACACCUCCUCCUGCCUGCCCCCGGAGAAGAUCUGCGACGGCAGGAGGGACUGCGCCGACCAAUCAGACGAAGGCCCCUUCUGUGAUAAAUGCAGGGAGGCCAAUGGAGGCUGCAGCCACCAGUGCUCCGUGAUUCCAGGGAAAGGGGCAGUGUGCUCCUGCCCCACCGGCCUCCAUCUUGGCUCAGACAACCGCAGUUGCGAGGUGGUAGACUACUGCAGCAGGCACCUCAAGUGCAGCCAGAGUUGUGAGCAGCAGAAGACCGUGGUGAAGUGCUCCUGCUACCCGGGCUGGAGUCUCGAGCCAGACGGAGAGAGCUGCUACAGCACAGAUCCCUUUGAGGCGUUCAUCAUCUUCUCCAUCCGGCACGAGAUCAGACGCAUCGACCUCCACAAGCGCGACUACAGCCUGCUGGUGCCGGGCCUGAGGAACACCAUCGCCCUGGACUUCCACUUCAACCGCAGCCUGCUCUACUGGACCGACGUGGUGGAGGACAAGAUCUACCGCGGCAGGCUGUCGGACACGGGAGGCGUGACGGGGAUUGAGGUGGUGGUCCAGCACGGUCUGGCCACCCCAGAGGGGCUCGCCGUGGACUGGAUCGCAGGGAACCUCUACUGGAUCGACAGCAACCUGGACCAGAUCGAGGUGGCGAAGCUCAACGGGAACAUGCGCACCACGCUAAUCGCCGGAGGCAUGGAGCACCCAAGGGCCAUCGCCGUCGACCCAGGGGAAGGAAUCCUGUUCUGGACAGACUGGGAUGCCACUUUCCCGCGUAUCGAGGCGGCGUCCAUGAGUGGCAGCGGCCGACACGUGGUGUUCAGAGACAUGGAGAUCGGGGCCUGGCCCAACGGCCUCACGCUGGACCACCAGGAGAAGAGGAUGGUGUGGACGGAUGCUCGCUCCGAUGCCAUCUACUCUGCGUUGUACGACGGCACAGGGGUCAUUGAGAUCCUGCGGGGCCACGAGUACCUGUCGCACCCCUUUGCCGUGUCCCUGUUCGGGGGCAGCGUCUACUGGACGGACUGGAGGACCAACACACUGGCGCGGGCCAACAAGUGGACAGGCCACAACGUGACGGUCAUCCAGAAGACCAGCGCCCAGCCCUUCGACCUGCAGAUAUACCAUCCUAGCAGGCAGCCUCAAGCGUCCAACCCGUGUGAGGGCAACGACGGCAGGGGUCCCUGCUCUCACCUGUGCCUGAUCGACUACAACCGCACCGCCUCCUGCACCUGCCCCCACCUCAUGAAGGUGGCAGCCAACAGACGCUCCUGCACCGCACUGAAGAAGUUCCUCCUCUAUGUGAGGCGGACAGAGAUACGAGGCGUGGACUUGGACAACCCCUACCUGAACAUCAUGACCGCCCUGACGGUCCCCGACAUCGACGACGUGACGGUGGUGGACUACGACGCCCUGGAGGAGAGGAUCUACUGGGCCGACGUCAAGACCCAAACCAUCAAGCGGGCUUUCAUCAACGGAACCGGCCUGGAGACCGUUAUUUCUGGAGAUAUCGUGAACUGCCGAGGCUUGGCGUUGGACUGGCUCUCGAGAAACAUGUACUGGCUGAGCUCGGAGAACGACGAGACCCAAAUCAAUGUGGCACGUCUGGACGGCUCGUUAAAAGCCACCGUCAUCCACGGCAUCGAUAAGCCCCGCUGUCUCACUGUGCAUCCAACUAAAGGAAAGAUCUACUGGACAGAUGGGAGCACCAUCAACAUGGCCAACAUGGACGGCAGCAGCAGGAAGGUGCUUCAUCAGAAUCAGAGGGACCCAGUUGGCCUCUCCAUAGACUAUGCAGCCAGCAAGCUCUACUGGAUCAGCUCGGCCAAUGGGACCAUCAACAGGUGUAGUCUGGAAGGCAGCGGGUUCGAGGUCAUGGAGACCAUGAAGAGAGAACUUACCAAAGCUACGGCCUUGGCCAUCAUGGGUGGCAGACUGUGGUGGGCAGAUGACGACUUGGCGCAGCUGGGCACGGUUGCCAAGAGAGAUGGCCGUAACAUGGUGGUGCUGAGGAACAAGACCAGCGGAGUCGUCCACAUGAAGGUGUACGACCGAGACGGGCAUAAAGGGCGGAACCCCUGUCAGGUGAACAAUGGAGGCUGCGCCCAGCUCUGCCUGCCCACCUCGGAGAACUCGCGCAGCUGCGCCUGCACCGUUGGCUACAACCUGCGCGCCGACCGCAUGUCCUGCGAAGGUGUGGGGUCAUUUCUGAUGUACUCGGUUCACGAGGGUGUGCGUGGCGUCUCCCUUGACCCUGCCGACAGCUCUGAGACCCUCAUGCCCGUCACCGGAACCCUGUUCGCCGUGGGUGUUGACUUCCACGCAGCCAAUGACACGAUUUACUGGACGGACAUGGGGAUGAACCGCAUCUCCCGGGCGAAGCGUGACCAGACGUGGAAAGAGGACAUCAUCACCACGGGCAUCAGUAGAGUGGAGGGCAUCGCAGUCGACUGGAUCGCUGGAAAUAUCUACUGGACAGACCAUGGCCUCAAUCUGAUCGAGAUCGCCCGUCUGAAUGGCCUCUACCGCUCGGUGGUGAUCUCCGAGGGGCUCGACCAACCCAGAGCCAUCGCCGUGCAUCCACAGAGAGGGUACCUGUUCUGGACAGAGUGGGGCAAGAACCCGUGCAUUGGCAGGGCACGUCUGGACGGUUCUGAUCAGGUCACGAUGGUCACGACUGGAAUUGGCUGGCCCAACGGGAUCUCCAUCGACUACGAGGAAAACCGAUUAUACUGGUGCGACGCCCGCACAGACAAGAUAGAGCGCAUCAACCUUGAGACUGGCGAGAGCCGCGAGGUCGUGAUGUCCGCCGCCAAUGUCGACCUGUUCUCCGUGGCCGUCUUCGGCGCCUACCUCUACUGGUCUGACAGGGCCCAUGCCAACGGCUCUAUCCGCAGGGGCUCCAAGCACGACGCAUCGGACAUCGUCACCAUGAGGAGUGGCCUGGGAGUCAACCUGAAGGACGUCAAAGUCUUUAGUCGAGGCCGGGAGAAAGGAACCAACCCGUGUGCCCGUAGCAACGGCGGCUGCCAGCAGCUCUGCUUCCACCUGGGCAGCGGCCGCCGUACCUGCGCCUGUGCCCACGGCUACCUGGCUGAGGACGGCUUCGCCUGCCAGCGCUACGAGGGCUACCUGCUCUACUCCGAGCGCACCAUCCUCAAGAGCAUCCACCUGUCGGAUGAGAGCGACCUCAACUCGCCCGUGCAGCCGUUCGAGAACCAGGCCUACUUCAAGAACGUCAUCGCCCUGGCGUUGGAUUACCGGCAGGAGACCUCCGGCAGUAACCGCGUCUUCUUCAGCGACAUCCAUUACGGAAACAUCCAGAUGGUCAACGACGACUGGACAGGAAGGAGAGUCAUCAUUGAAAACGUGGGCUCAGUCGAGGGCCUGGCCUACCACCGGGCCUGGGACACCAUCUACUGGACCAGCUCCACCACCUCCAGUAUCAGCAGGCAUAGCGUGGACCAGACCCGGAACGGGGCGUUCGUUCGCGAGGCCGUGGUCACCAUGUCCGAGGACGACCACCCGCACGUGCUCGCGCUGGACGAGUGUCAAAACCUGAUGUUCUGGACUAACUGGAACGAGCAACGUCCGAGCAUCAUGCGCUCCACGCUCGCCGGCAACAACAUCAAGGUGAUCGUCGGCACGGACAUCUUCACUCCCAACGGCCUCACCAUAGACCACAAAGCCGAGAAACUCUACUUCUCCGACGGCAGCCUGGGCAAGAUCGAGAGGUGCGAGUACGACGGCUCAAACAGACAGGUCAUCGUGCGGUCUGGACCUGGGACCUUUUUUGGGCUGGCCGUCUACGGAGACUACAUCUUCUGGUCCGACUGGGCCCGCCGGGCCGUGUUGAGGUCCAAUAAGUUCACCGGUGGAGAGACAAAAGUCCUGCGAGCAGACAUACCUCACCAGCCUAUGGGCAUCAUCGCCGUAGCCAAAGACACCAACAACUGUGAGCUGUCUCCUUGUCGAGUGCAGAAUGGAGGCUGCGGUGACCUUUGCCAUUUGACCCCCAAUGGGCAGGUGAACUGCAGCUGCAGGGGGGAGCGGAUCCUUCUGGAUGACAACAGAUGUGUCUCUGAGAAUUCCUCCUGCAACAUUCACACCGAGUUUGAGUGUGGGAACGGCGAGUGCAUUGAAUACCAGCUCACAUGCGAUGGAAUAGCCCACUGCAAAGACAAGUCAGAUGAGAAAAUGCAAUAUUGUGACAACAGGAGCUGCAGGAGAGGCUUCCGCCCCUGCUACAACAGACGCUGUGUGGCCAACAGUCGCUUUUGUGACGGCGUGGACGACUGCGGUGACAACUCCGAUGAAGCCUUCUGCAACAACGUCACGUGUGCCUCUUCCGAAACCUCUUGCCAAGACGGGGCCUGCAUUCCGAGCUCAGCCUGGUGCAAUCAGGUCAUCGACUGCAGCGACGCCUCAGACGAAAAGAACUGCAAUAACACGGACUGUUUGGACUUCUUCCGACUGGGAGCGGCGGAGCAAGGCUUCGUCAGCUGCAACACCACCUCCCUGUGCGUGCACCCGUCCUGGAUCUGCGACGGUGCCAACGACUGCGGAGACUACGCCGACGAGACCAACUGCCAGGUGCCCCAGGGGAGCGGGUGUGAGGAGGGCCACUUCGCGUGUCCCAGUGGUAACUGCAUCUCCAGCGUGUGGCUAUGCGACGGCCAGAAAGACUGCGAGGACGGAGCUGACGAGUUCCAGUGUGACUCGUCCUGCCUGUGGAACCAGUUUGCCUGCUCCAAGAACAAGUGCAUCGCCAAGCAGUGGCUGUGUGAUGGAGAGGAUGACUGCGGGGACGGAGUGGACGAGAGCGAGGAGAUGUGUGGAUCGGUGACAUGUGCCCCCGGUCUGUUCAGCUGCCCGGGCUCCUACGCCUGCGUGCCCAAGCGCUGGCUCUGUGAUGGAGAGAGGGAUUGCCCCGAUGGCAGCGAUGAGCUGGCAGCGGCCGGCUGUGCCCCUAACAACACCUGUGACGAGAACUCCUUCCGUUGCCAGAACAAAGCGUGCAUCCCCAAGCGCUUCGUCUGCGACCAUGACAACGACUGCGGCGAUGGCUCUGACGAAUCAGUGGAGUGUGUGUACCGCUCCUGUGGUCCGGAGGAGUUUCGCUGUGCUGACGGCCGCUGUCUCCUCAGCGCCCAGUGGGAGUGCGACGGCCUCUCCGACUGCCCCGACCACUCGGACGAGCUGCCCCGAAACCUCAAAUGCCUGGCUGCCGAGAGCCUGUGCAAUGGCUCUUUCUUCAUGUGCUCCAAUGGCCGCUGCAUCUCUGAGAGCAGCCUAUGCGACCAGAAGGACGACUGCGGCGACCGCUCCGACGAGAAGAAUUGCAACGUUAAUGAGUGCCUGAACCGCCGCAUUAGUGGCUGCACACAGGACUGCCAGGACCUCCCCGUCGGGUACAAGUGCAAGUGCUGGCCCGGUUUUCGUCUGAAGAAUGACGGGAAGACCUGCGUAGACGUCGACGAGUGCACCUCGACGCUACCCUGCAGCCAGACCUGCAUCAACACGUUCGGCUCCUACAAGUGCCUGUGUGUGGACGGAUACGAGGCCAGCAAAAACAACCCCAACAGCUGCAAGGCCGUCUCAGCCGAGGAGCCUUUUCUGAUCCUCGCCGAUCAUCAUGAAAUCAGGAAGUUGAGUAUUGAUGGGUCCAACUACACGCUGCUCAAACAGGGCCUCAACAACAUCAUCAGUCUAGAUUUUGACUACAGGAAGGAGUUUGUCUACUGGAUCGACUCCACCAGACCCAGCGGGCGCAAGAUCAACAGGAUGCGUCUCAACGGCAGCGACCUUAAGAUUGUUCACAGAACGGCCGUUCCCAGCUCACUGGCGGUGGACUGGAUCGGGAAGAACCUCUACUGGUGUGACGUCGAGAGGAAAACCCUGGAGGUCUCCAAAUCCAACGGCCUCUACCCGACUGUCCUGGUCAGCUCAGGGUUGAAGAACCCCACUGAUAUCGCCCUUGAUUCACAGAUUGGGUAUGUGUUCUGGAUCGACUGUUGUGAAAACUCACACAUCGGUCGAGUGGGCACGGAUGGCAGUGGACAGGUGGUCAUCGUUGACAAAGAGAUCUAUAGCCCCACUGCCUUGGCCAUCGACUACACCAACAAGCGGCUAUACUGGGCGGAUGACAGCCACAUUCUAUUUGCAAACAUGGACGGAACACACAGGCAGAAGGUGCCCCAUGACCACAUCCAGAGCGUGAUGGGCCUGACCCUGUUUGAGGACUUCAUCUACUGGACGGAUGGGAAGUCCAAGUCCCUGCGGCGGGCCCACAAGACCACAGGGGAAAACGGCAUAGAGCUGCUCAACUCUUGGCAGGCCAUCGAGUCCAUAACCGUGUACCACCCUUUGCGGCAGCCUGAAGUUCCCAAGCAUCAGUGCCAAGUGGCUAACGGAGGGUGCAGCCAUUUGUGUCUGCUGUCUCCAGGUGGUUCGCACAGGUGUGCCUGUCCCACUAAUUUCUACCUGGCGGCCGACAACAAAACCUGCCUGUCCAACUGCACCGCCAGCCAGUUUCGAUGUGGAACAGAUGAGUGUAUUCCUUUCUGGUGGAAGUGUGACACGGUGGACGACUGCGGGGACGGGUCUGAUGAGCCAGCCGACUGCCCGGAGUUUAAAUGCCAGCCGGGACGCUUCCAGUGUGGCACGGGCCUCUGUGCCCUCCCGCCCUUCAUCUGCGACGGCGAGAAUGACUGCGGGGACAAUUCUGACGAGGCCAACUGCGAUACGUACCUCUGUCUGUCAGGGCAGUUUAAAUGCACUCGGAAGCAGAAGUGCAUCCCGCUCAACCUGCGCUGCAACGGCCAGGAUGACUGCGGAGACGGCGAGGACGAGACCGACUGUCCGGAGAGCACGUGCUCCCCGGACCAGUUCCAGUGCAAGACCACAAUGCACUGCAUCUCGAAGUUGUGGGUGUGCGACGAGGACCCGGACUGCGCCGACGGCUCGGACGAAGCCAACUGCGAUGAGAAAACCUGUGGACCUCACGAGUUCCGCUGCAAGAACAACAACUGCAUACCGGACCACUGGAGGUGCGACAGCCAGAACGACUGCGGAGACAACUCAGACGAAGAGAACUGCAAACCAGUGACCUGUAACCAUAAAGACUUUGCCUGUGCCAACGGCGACUGCAUCUCAGCACGGUUCCGCUGUGAUGGCGACUAUGACUGCGUCGAUAAUUCGGAUGAGAAGGACUGUGAGACGCGGUGUGCUGAGGACCAGUUCCAGUGCCACAACAACCUGUGCAUCUCCCUCAAGUGGCUCUGCGACGGCCAGGAGGACUGCAAGACCGGGGAGGACGAGAAGAACUGCCAGGAGACUGAGACAGUGGUCCCCUCCUGUUCCCUGAACGAGUACGUGUGUGCCAGCGGGGGAUGCGUGCUGGCCAGCUUGAGGUGUGACGGACAUGACAACUGUCUAGACGGAUCUGAUGAGACGGAUUGUGUGAAGGAGUGCAAGGAGGACGAGUUCCUGUGCAGAAACCAUGCCCACUGCAUCCCGAAGAGAUGGCGCUGCGAUGACGUCUUCGACUGUGUAGAUCACAGCGACGAGGAAAACUGUGAACAUGGAGCUUUCUUCUGCCGGCCUGACGAGUUCAUUUGCAACAACACGCUGUGUAAGCUGCACGCAUGGGUGUGUGAUGGAGAGGAUGACUGCGGCGACAACUCCGACGAGAGCCCAGACAUGUGUGCAAAGCUCCCGUGCCCCCCAACCAGGCCGUACAAAUGCAGGAACGGACGCGUGUGUCUGCGCUUGGACCAGGUCUGCAACAAAAAGGAUGACUGCGGGGACAAUUCUGACGAGGAGGAAUGUGAGGUGAUAUCGGGCCGCCCCACGCCGUGUGGCAAGACGGAGUGGACGUGUGGGAACCAGCGCUGCAUCCCCAUGCAGCUUCAGUGUGAUCUGUUUGAUGACUGCGGAGAUGGGUCAGAUGAGAGAGACUGCAAGGCCAUCUCGAGCGGUGAUCUGUGCGGGAAGAGGACCAACCCGUGCGGGGAGGAGGCUGUUUGCAAUCAGACAAACACCAAUGCAAUUUGCCAGUGCAAACUUGGCUUUCAGAGGAACCAGAGUAGCAAGCAGUGUGAAGAAAUUGAUGAGUGCCUGCAGUUUGGCACGUGCUCUCAUUAUUGCACAAACACUAAAGGAUCAUAUAAGUGCACUUGUGACCGAAAUUUCAAAGAUAUCAAUGGAAACUGUGAAGCAAAAGGACCAGAAGAUCGAGUGCUCCACAUAGCUAAUGACACUGAAAUCCGAAGUUUUGUGUAUCCGUUUAACCAGAGCCAUGGACACAAACUACUCACUCGCAUCGAGGAAAAUGCCCGCAUCAUCGGGAUGGAUGCUCUGUUGCACCAACAAAAGUUUAUCUGGGCUACCCAAUUUAAUCCGGGUGGACUUUUUUACAGAGAAAUCUCUGACAGAAGUCAAACUAAAACUAAUGUCGGGAUCAUAUGUCCAGACUUCAGGAGACCCAGAGACGUGGCGGCAGACUGGGUAACGGGAAACAUAUAUUGGACAGAUCACUCACGGAUGCACUGGUUCAGUUAUUACACAGCCCACUGGACCAAACUGAGAUACUCGAUUAACGUGGGUCAACUCAAAGGCCCGAACUGCACCCGGCUGAUAACGGACAUCGCAGGCGAGCCGUACGCCAUCGUGGUCAAUCCAGCCAGAGGAAUGAUGUACUGGUCAGUGAUUGGUGACCGGUCACAUAUAGAAGAGGCAGCCAUGGAUGGCUCUAUGCGCAGGGUGCUUCUGGAUAAGAAACUUAGGAGACCCACAGGCCUGACAAUCGAUUACUUCACUCAGCGUCUGUACUGGGCAGAUGCGGAGCUGGCCACCAUUGGCAGUGUGCGGUUUGAUGGAUCAGAUCCCCAGGAGUCUAUCGGAGGCAAAUACGGGAUUCCAAAUCCAUAUAGAAUCGAUUUAUUUGAGGACUUCAUCUAUGGAACGGGUCUGAAGAAUGAGGUCUUCAGGAUACACAAGUAUGGAAAACAGCAGAUGGAGCUUCUGGACCUGGGUGUGGAGAAAGCCACAAACAUCAUGGUGUCCCAUCGGUACAAGCAACAGGAGGGAUUGUCAAACCCGUGCCUGAAGAUGUCCUGUGACUUCCUGUGUCUACUGAACCCCACCGGAGCCAGGUGCACGUGCCCCGAGGGCAAGAGUCUCAUCAACGGCUCCUGCACAGACCCCAAUAUCUCAGGAGAGCUGUGUCGGCCUGCCUGUGAGAACGGAGGCCGCUGCCUGGCCAAUGAGAAGGGGGGGAUGCGCUGCUACUGCUGGCCUGACUUCUCCGGAGAGAGAUGCGAGGUGAACCACUGCACAGACUACUGCCUCAACGGAGGCACCUGUGUGGGCUCGCCCCUCGGGCGUCCGACGUGUCACUGUGCGAUGGGCUUCACCGGCGCGAACUGCGAGCGGCGCGUCUGUGACAACUACUGUCUGAACGGCGGCACGUGUGAGGUCAGCACCGGCAACCAGCCCACCUGCCGCUGCUUGGCGGAGUACACCGGGGAUCGCUGCCUCUACCACAUCUGUCAUCAUUACUGCGUCCACUCCAAGGCCUGCACCCUGUCCAGCUCUGGCCACGUGGAGUGUGUGUGUCCGGCGCGAUACGAGGGCAGCAAGUGUGAUGUUGACAAGUGCCAGAGGUGUCACGGGGCUCCAUGCAUCAUAGACAGUGACACCGGCGAAGUGGCCUGCAACUGCACGACCGGCAGAAUAGCGCCCAGCUGUCAGCUCUGUGAUGGCUACUGCUACAACGGGGGCACCUGUCACCUGGAUCCAGACACAAAUCUGCCCUUCUGCCACUGCACUGCUGGCUACAAGAACCAGCGCUGCGACGAGCUGGCCAACCCGUGCGAUUACUACUGUCAGAACGAGGGGAUAUGCACAAUAACAGCCUUUAACAAACCCCGCUGCAAAUGCUCGGCCAACUGGUCAGGGACGCAGUGUGAGAGGCCGGCGCCCAAGAGCAGCCGCUCCGACAACACCAGUCCAGGGAGCAUAGCGAUCAUCGUGCCGCUUGUGCUUCUGGUGAUUCUCAUCACCACCGUGGUGGCCAGUGUGUUCAUCUGCAAGAGAAGGCAAAGAUUAAAAAGUCUGUCUCCCAGGGGCAAGCGCGUGCAGAGACAGCCCGUGACCAACGGAGGACUGAACGUCGAGAUCGGCAACCCGUCCUACAACAUGUACGAGGUGGACCACGACAACCACGCCGACGCAGGGAGCCUCCUCAAGCCCAACUUCACACUAGACCCCCACAAGGGCUGGUGUGUAAAAUCCAGUGACACUCGCACCUUGAACAUUCACACAAUCCCAAAAGAAGGCAUACCUGGACAGCCUAUGAACUACUCUAACCCCGUGUACGCGAAGAUCUACCUUGACGGCCAAAACUGUCGGAAGCCGGUCAUCAACAUUGACGAGAGGAGAGAGCUACUCCCAAAGAAACUAGAGGGCGCUAUUCGAGAGACCGCCGCAUAGCCUGACCUUACACUUUCUAUUCCUUUUUUUACGUCCGUGUAAAAAGUGUAAAAAAAACUAAAAUAAAUAAAUGGAAGGGGAUUAAAAACAACAAUUUUUCUAUUUCCUAUCAGGUUCGGAUAACUCAUUUAGGAUUGUUUUGACAUCGGCAUUACCUCCUCGUCCCCUUCAGUGUCUCACAGCCCUGGGCUUACUAUUCGUAUGUUAUAUUUUUGUUUUUAUUUUCCUUUGUUUCUGUUUAAUGGUCAUACAUACUGUAUACUGCACUAUAUAUGAUGUUGAUAUAAAAAGCUGCUCAUUUGCAUAUGAACUUACUUACAUAAGUAAACCACAGUAGCAAAUGAAACCUGUUCUACUUUAAGUGUUCUGUUUUUUUUUAUUAUUAUUAUUAUUGUUUGUUUUUUUUUUGUUAUGAAAUUUGCUUUUGCUAUGUGGGACAGUAACUCGCUUUUAUGGCUUCCUGUAACUGCAGUUUCUACAAGAAUUAUGUUACUUUUAUGACAGCACUUGUUUAAUUGUGCUGUGUUGUGUUAUUCUGGGAUUUCAAAACAAAUGUAUUUUUGGUCUCAAAUGUUGGUCAACUGUUAAUUUUAUUUAUUUUGUUUAUUUUUUUUUUUUGGUCUUGCCUUAUUCACAUGCAUUUUUGUUUGAACAAAGGCUGUGUUCAUCACCCGAAAGACCUUGUUAUGGCCAAGCUGUUUGGAAUGAACAAACCAACACACAAACAAACCAACAAACAAACAAACCAAGCUGUGUUCAGUUGCCAGUGCAUUGUCUGGCUUUGUCAGGGGAAAAAAAGAAGAAAAAUAAAUACUGCAUAUACUCAGUGUUUAUAUCCAGUCCAACCAGGGGAUAUUUUUAAGCAGUUUCAACUUUAUCAUGCUUUAUCAUGCAUAUCUCUCUCUCUCUCUCUCUCUCUCUCUCUCUCUUUGUCUCUCUCUCUCCCUCUCUUCAAACAUCUAACUCUAGAAACGUAUGCGGUGCCAUAGCCAAACUCAAACACAUUGUGAAUGAAAAUGUACUGCGUUCACGAUGAUAACUGACCCUUGAACCCUUAGUAGUGUCAGCUGCCAUCAUCCUGCCAAAAUGAGCACAUGUUAACAGUAUGUUGAGAGAUGUUGGCUGCUCAAAAUGAUCCCUAAAAGACCCCUAAUGGUUUAAACUGACCAGACAUCUGACAGUAUGCUAUACAUAACUACAACUUGUGGAAGUGAUUUUUUUUUUUUGCUUAUGCCCAACACGGUGUUUCACUCAUCCACCAUUAGCUUACUACAGUAUGAGAUCACAUGGAGAGGACUUGACAUGACCUUACUGUUACAUGGCAAUUUUAGAGUAUUAUAUAUGACAUCACUUCAUCUGCUGCUCCAGAGAGGAAGGCAGAUGAACAAAACAGAUUUUAUAAUUUUGUAUUUGAUUUAUAUGUUGUUUGGCUGCUUGUAUUUUGAAGAACUGUAUUAAAUGUAAGUACUUUUAUAUAAAAAAGUGAAUCAAUAUAAAAUAAAGGCAUUUUAUUUCCA